AUGACCGAAUGCUAUGAUGUCGUCGUUGUAGGCGCUGGCCCGGUAGGGCUUAUGCUGUCAACAUGCCUCUUGCGCCUGGGGUCUUACAAAAUCAAACAAAUUGACCUGCGGCCCUUUCCGACAAAGUCUGGGCGCGCGGCUGGAAUCCAGGCGCGGACUCUCGAUGUGUUGCAGGAUUUGGACCUCAAACGUGCCAUCAUGUCGUAUAAUCCAGGCCGAAUUUACGAAGUUGCAUUCUGGGACGCUUCCAAGGACGAGGCAGGGAUUCGACGAACGGGAACUGCGAAAACUUAUCCUGAUUACAUCGAUACAAGACAUCCAUUCUCUACCAUCCUCCACCAAGGGCGGAUUGAGGGGAUAUUUCUGGAUGAUUUAAGGGAACGAGGGCAUGAAGUCCAAAGGACUUGGACGAUUGCUGGGUUCCGGAAUGAGCCGUGCGGAGAGUAUCCCGACCACCCACUGGUAGUGGACCUCGUCAGCGUGGACGGGAGAGAUCGUUCGAUUGUGCGAACGAAAUAUCUGUUCGGUGCAGAUGGAGCGCGAAGCCGGGUCAGGGACCUUCUUGGGGUGCCCAUGUUGUCGAAAGAUCCAACGAUGCAUGUGUGGAGUGUCAUUGACGGGGUGGUUAAGAGCGACUUUCCGGACAUUCAGAUGAAAUGUACCGUACAUUCCUCCAAAGGAUCCGCCAUGAUUAUCCCUCACGGGAACAAUGUUGUCCGCAUUUACGCUCAGAUGUAUCCGAAGAAUGGACAAGAACCUCUCGCGUUUGCGACAGUACCGAAAAUCCAACAGGCAGCAAAUGAGAUUCUUGCUCCAUAUAAAGUGGAGUGGGAGAGAGUAGAUUGGCACUCUGCAUACCGAAUUGGACAAGGACUUGCCUCGAGUUAUUCUCUCGAUGAGCGAGUCUUUAUUGGAGGAGAUGCAUGCCAUACGCACAGUCCCAAAGCCGGUCAGGGGAUGAACUACGGCUUCUUGGAUGCACACAAUCUCGCAUGGAAACUACACCUGGUCGAAUCUGGCUUUCUCCGUCGCUCCAUGCUGAAAACGUACGAAGGAGAACGAAAGCUCGUAGCAGCAAAGCUGAUUGAGUUUGAUGCGACAUACGCGAACCUGUUCAGUUCUCGGAAGCCUGCUGGCGAGAAGAAGGUUGCUCCGAGCUCGGAGUUCGUCCAGGUAUUUAAGCAGAACACGUUCUUGACGAGUGGCUACGGGGUCGAGUAUCCCGUUAACAGCUUAACUUGGCCCAUAAAUUCUACACCAUUAAACACAACAGCUCUACGUCCUGGUCGCAGCUUUCCUACCGCAACCGUAACGAGGGUCAUCGAUGCUCAUCCUGUCUACCUGGAGCAGGAAAUCCCCUUCAACGGUAGCUAUCGCAUUUACAUCUUCGCCGGAAAACCGGCAAUCACCUCAAAGGCGAUUUUCGAUCUCGCCAAUCAUCUACAGGCGAAGAGCAGCGUCUUUCGCCGAUAUCAGCGUAAGGACGUUGAUACCUCGUACGAAGGACGACACAAUCCUCACUCCCCUUUCUUCACCUUUUUGCUGGUUUUUCACGCACCGAGAUCGACGAUUGAAAUCCAGGAAUUCCUUCCAGACUAUUUUGCUUGCUAUAGGUACCAUGUUUACGCGGACGAUCGUGAAAUGUCGCAGAGAGGCGAAGCCAAAGAAAGGAACGCUCAUAUCAAAAUGGGCUUCGAUGCAGAUAAGGGUGGUAUUGUCGUCGUGCGUCCCGAUGGAUAUGUUGGAUGUGUUCUUGAUCUAAGUGAGGGGAGAACGAGUGGUUCGGCUUUGAAUAGAUAUUUUAAGGCAACUGUGCCAGAACAUGAGCACGAUGCUGUGGCGGCAAGGCUGUAA
This is a messenger RNA of Aspergillus luchuensis, 1854 nucleotides long. RefSeq lists its product as uncharacterized. Bases 1 to 1854 code for a protein of 617 amino acids. Gene Ontology annotation, molecular function: FAD binding. The transcript is spliced from 3 exons. The record is from RefSeq and is a predicted model, not a curated record. NCBI's taxonomy places the organism in Eukaryota, Fungi, Ascomycota, Eurotiomycetes, Eurotiales, Aspergillaceae.